This is a messenger RNA of Pyricularia pennisetigena, 2229 nucleotides long. RefSeq lists its product as uncharacterized. The transcript is spliced from 5 exons. The coding region runs from base 1 to 2229 and encodes 742 amino acids. Gene Ontology annotation, molecular function: clathrin binding. Gene Ontology annotation, biological process: intracellular protein transport; vesicle-mediated transport. NCBI's taxonomy places the organism in Eukaryota, Fungi, Ascomycota, Sordariomycetes, Magnaporthales, Pyriculariaceae. Gene Ontology annotation, cellular component: membrane coat. The record is from RefSeq and is a predicted model, not a curated record.
AUGAACAGGAUGUCGGCGGUAAACAGGAUACGCGGGGCCCUUGCUGGUCCAAGAAAGGGCGAAACUUUUGAGCUGCGCGCCGGCCUGGUCUCGCAGUAUGCGUACGAGCGCAAGGAAGCUAUACAAAAGACCAUCAUGGCCAUGACGUUAGGCAAGGACGUGUCGGCGCUGUUUCCUGACGUGCUCAAGAACAUUGCUACGGCGGACUUGGACCAGAAGAAGCUUGUGUAUCUGUACCUGAUGAACUAUGCAAAGUCACAUCCAGACCUCUGUAUUUUGGCAGUCAACACGUUUGUGCAGGACUCGGAGGACCCCAAUCCCCUGAUCAGGGCCUUGGCGAUACGGACCAUGGGCUGUAUCAGGGUUGACAAGAUGGUAGACUACAUGGAAGAGCCGCUGCGCAAGACACUAAGGGACGAGUCGCCAUACGUAAGGAAAACCGCGGCCAUCUGCGUUGCCAAGCUUUUCGAUCUCAACCCUACAAUGUGCAUUGAAAACGGCUUCCUGGAGACGUUACAAGAGCUUAUUGGAGAUCCCAAUCCCAUGGUUGUGGCCAACUCAGUCCAGGCGCUCUCGGAAAUUGCGGAGACGGCACCCGAGACCCGGGCGCUGGUGAUCACGCCAGCAACGCUCAAGAAGCUGCUGAUGGCCCUCAACGAGUGUACUGAGUGGGGACGCGUGACUAUUCUUUCUACCCUUGCGGACUACCCUCCGUCAGACGUGAAGGAGUCGGAGCAUAUUUGCGAGAGGGUUGCGCCGCAAUUUCAACACGUCAACCCGAGUGUGGUCUUGGCAGCCGUCAAGGUGGUGUUCAUACACAUGAAAGUCAUCAACCCUGACUCUGUUAGGCAAUACCUGAAGAAGAUGGCGCCUCCACUGGUGACCCUUGUUGCUUCUGCCCCUGAAGUCCAGUAUGUUGCGUUGAGAAACAUCGAUCUUCUUCUGCAGGCAAAACCCGAUAUUCUCAGCAAAGAAUUGAGGGUGUUCUUCUGCAAGUACAACGACCCGCCAUACGUCAAGAUGCAAAAACUAGAGAUCAUGGUGCGGAUAGCAAACGACAAGAACUUUGAGCAGCUUCUUGCCGAGCUGAAGGAGUACGCGCUCGAGGUGGACAUGGACUUUGUGCGACGAGCCGUGAAAGCUAUUGGCCAGGUCGCCAUUAAGAUCGAGAGUGCCAGCGAAAAGUGCGUCAACGCAUUGCUGGAUUUGAUGGCAACCAAGGUCAACUAUGUUGUCCAAGAGGUCGUUGUCGUUAUCAAGGACAUCCUGCGCAAAUAUCCCGGAUAUGAGGGCGUUAUCCCAACGCUGUGUGAACAUAUUGACGAACUGGACGAGCCGAACGCCAGGGGCUCGCUGAUAUGGAUCGUAGGCGAGUAUGCAGAGAAGAUCAGCAAUGCGGAUGAGAUAAUAUCAACCUUUGUUGAUGGAUUUAUGGAGGAGUUCACACAAACGCAACUGCAAAUUCUCACAGCCGCAGUCAAGCUCUUCUUGAAGAAGCCGAGUAAUAAUCAAGGCCUGGUCCAAAAGGUCUUGCAACAAGCAACAGCAGACAAUGACAACCCGGACAUUCGAGACCGCGCAUAUGUCUACUGGCGUUUGCUAUCAGGCGACUUGGAUGUGGCCAAGAACAUCAUCACAUCUCAAAAACCCGCAAUUACCACAACGAUGACUUCUCUUCCCUCGUCACUCUUGGAGCAGUUGUUGACGGAGCUCUCAACUUUGGCAUCGGUAUACCACAAGCCACCAGAGUCAUUCGUCGGCAAGGGCCGCUUCGGCGCCGACGCUAUCCAGAGGGCAGCUAUCCAGGAGCAGCGGCGCGAUGCGGCCGAGAACCCCAUUGCAGCCGCGGUUGCAGCUGCAGCGAACGGAGCCCCUCCUCAGAGCAACGUCGAAAACCUUCUGGAUAUCGAUUUCGACGGCGCUGCACCAGCCAGCGCGGAGGCGACUGGAACGCCGGAUCGUGUUGCAAGCCCUGGCGUGCCCGCAGCCCCGAGUGGAGGCAUGGCAGAUAUGAUGGGCCUGUUUGGAGACAUGGGCGGCGGCUCAUCGGCACCUGCACCCUCCGCGCCCGCGCCGUCUGGUGGCAUGGAUGACAUUAUGGGUGGAUUUGCGGGGCUGGACAUGGGCGGAUCCAGCGCACCGCCUCCGGCAACACAGCAGCUGCAAGGGCAAGGUGGUGCUGGCGCGGCAGCCAAGAACAACAACGAAGACUUACUGGGUCUGUUUUAG